This is a messenger RNA of Nannizzia gypsea CBS 118893, 1761 nucleotides long. RefSeq names its product DNA repair and recombination protein rad22. The coding region runs from base 1 to 1761 and encodes 586 amino acids. The record is from RefSeq and is a predicted model, not a curated record. Gene Ontology annotation, biological process: DNA recombinase assembly; double-strand break repair via single-strand annealing; double-strand break repair via homologous recombination. Lineage: Eukaryota; Fungi; Ascomycota; Eurotiomycetes; Onygenales; Arthrodermataceae. Gene Ontology annotation, cellular component: nucleus. The transcript is spliced from 6 exons.
AUGCCUGCGAUCGGAGACCAACAUCGGCUUGGGCCAGGGGACAAUCCCGCGAUCUCUGCGAAUCCAUAUUUACAAGGAACUAGACGAGUUGAAGAAUACACAGCUGCCGAGGUUGCCUCGCUGAAAGAGAGACUAAACAAGCAGCUAGGCCCAGAGUUUCUCUCAUCCAGACCUUCGGGAGGAGGAAAGGUACAUUAUAUCACGGCAGAUAAGUGUAUCAACCUUGCGAAUGAAGUCUUCGGGUUCAAUGGAUGGUCGAGCUCUAUACAGAAUAUAACUCAAGAUUUCGCUGAUGAGAACCCUAACACUGGCAAGGUCUCGGUGGGGUUAUCUGUAAUCGUGAGGGUUACUUUGAAAGACGGAACAUAUCAUGAGGAUAUAGGAUAUGGUCAUAUUGAAAACUGCAAAGGAAAGGCUGCUGCGUUCGAAAAGGCCAAGAAAGAAGGGACAACAGACGCUCUAAAGCGCACCCUAAGGACAUUCGGAAAUGUACUCGGAAAUUGCAUAUACGACAAAGAAUACCUCUCCAAAGUGGUGAAAGUUAAAGCAACUCCUGUAAAGUUUGACGUUGAUAAUCUCCAUCGUCAUGUAGACUUUGUGCCUCCCAAAAUACCAACAGCAGCCCCAACGAGUAGGAUUGUAAAACAUGAAUAUCAGAGUAAUGGCCCGUCCAAUCUACCUGCACGAAUCCCUGAUAUCCAGAGUAUCACAGCGGAAGAUUCUCUCGCAUACGAAUUUGAGGGCGAGUUUGGAAGUGAUGUAUUCGAUGAGGCAGAUUUCGCGGAACAUACUUCAUUACACCCCGAUGAAGUGGCUUUGGAAGAACCCGACUAUUCAAGACGACCAACUGGACAAAAUGGUCACCAAUCAGCAGAUCCAGGGAACUCCGCAUAUACAAACAGAACAGCAGCGCCUGUUAACUCAAGAAAACCCAUAGCUUCGGUUUCGGCUAACAGCGCUGUUCCUUCCCACGUUGUUCCAGCCGAUGGAAUCCAUAGGAACACUAUGACCGCCCCGAAAACUCCGAUUCCGAGCAGAUUCGCACAAGAUAGAAAUAUUGACCCUAGACAACCCAGCGGGAGACAAGCAAUGCAACCAAAUGGUCCACCCUUGCCUCAUUCCACCGAUCAGGGCCGACCAAAACUUGAUCAUGCCGCAAAUAAUGAAAGCCAUAAGGCCUCUGUCGCCCAAGGUAAUGAAGAAAAGGUGCCAGAGGACCCCGUCGUUGGAUUUUUCUCUGCUCGGGCCGCAGAGGCUCUAAUAAACGAUCCCCAUACUGCCGCAAAAUCAGCUCCAGUGUUUGACCCUCAGUUUGACAGUCCAUCCAUACGCAAAACCGCAGGUAUUGACCAUACUAGCUCUUCACCUAUCGUUAGAAAGUCUCUACAGGCCCUGCAACAACAGGCUGGCAAGGUUCCGUCACCAGGUGCUAGAGCAAAUACGGCGACAUCUAACAACGGAGGGCCUAACGGCCCUGGGCCCUCAGGCAGACCGCCCAUGACUUCCUCCUAUCGACCGCCAAUACGGCGAUCCAUGGGAGCAGCGACCACCGGCAACGUUAAUAACCUUCCCAACAUGCCACCACCUAUAAGGAAUAACAACAGCCCUGGCAAUGGCGGCCACCAGCAAAACGAACAUGGAAAAAGACCACCAUUGGUGGAUACCACGAAUGUUCCUAGCAAUGAGAGGACAAAGAACCAGACAGAUACUGCGAAACGAACCAGAGUUGAAGAUGCCAAUGCUCCCAAACCAAACCCUUAA